AGUAUAGAAAAAGAGAAAAAUAUGAAGGAGAGGGGACGGAGAUUGCCACGGCAGAAAGGGUAAAAGCAAGGUGCAUAGGCAAUCAAAGCACACAUAGAAGAAAUCGGCCAGCAAAGUGGCAAGUAUCGCCAAUACAGAAAACAAAUGAGCAAAACACUGACCCCAUAUGGCUUUCAGCUUCUAAUUAUCAAGAGAAUGAAGAAAUACAAAUAGUACUGCCACUACUACCUUUCUCCUCCCUACUGUUCAGAGAAACACACUCACACACAUUCACGGAGAUAGAAAGAAAGAAAGAGCAGUUUUAGCUAGUGUGAUGCACAAGAAGUAGCGCAACAAACCGGCAUCUCCAUCUGGUAUUCCUCCCCCGUUGCACUUCAAUUUCAAACGUUACAUUGCAAUUCGAGCAAACCAAUGUUUGUUACGCACUGAGGGCGUGGCGUGGCGGUGGUGGAAGAAACGGAUCAAAAAUUUAAGAAGAGCAAAAUCAGUAAUGGUAUCACAAUAUUCAUUGCAUAGGUGGACACGGGACACCUGAUUGUUAACUUUGUUAUUUGUCUUCUUCUAGACUGUGUUGUCAGCCAGUCACAAGCAGGGGUAAGGGCAGGGCCUUUUUCUCUUUCUCAUUUUUACUUGCAUCAAUCUUGUUUUUAGCGAAAAUGAGAAAGGGAGAGACGGGUAAGAAGAGGAGUGUCGUUGGCGAAGCAAAGACGUCAGGAAGUCAUGAGGUUGGAGUACUUGAGACCACAAAAUGGGUCAACAAUGGCUUGCCUCCUCCUCCUCACAACCCCCAAGAAAAUAAAAACGAUCUAUAUACUGAACUGUGGUAUGCAUGCGCCGGUCCUCUAGUUUAUGUACCGCGAGUUGGUGACAAGGUUUUCUACUUCCCACAGGGUCACCUGGAACAGGUUGCUGCAUUCUUGAAUGAAGAUAGUAAGACGGCAAUGCCCAUCUACGAUUUACCUUACAAGAUCCUCUGCAAGGUCGUCCAUGUUCAACUUAAGGCUGAAGCUAAAACAGAUGAGGUGUUUGCCCACAUAAAUUUGCUUCCAGUAGCAGAGGGAGAUGAGCUAAGCUCAAACAAGGAUGGAGAGUCCCUUCUGUUGCAUAGAAAAACUCGUGUGCUAUCCUUUACCAAGAAACUUACUCCAUCUGACACAAGCACACAAGGUGGAUUCUCUGUUCCAAAGCGACAUGCAGAAGAGUCCCUUCCACCUCUGGACAAGUCUCAGCAACCCCCAGCACAGGAACUUGUCGCCAAAGACUUGCAUGGUUCUGAAUGGCGCUUUAGACAUAUCUAUAGAGGCCAACCAAAGAGGCAUUUGCUUACUGGUGGUUGGAGCACAUUUAUCUCUUCAAAAAGGGUUGUUGCUGGGGAUUCUUUUAUCUUCCUUCGAGGCGAAUCUGGAGAACUUCGGGUUGGGGUCCGUCGAGCAAUGAAACUAGAGAACAAUUUAUCAGCGAAUGUCGUAUCUGCCCAUAGCAUGCAACUUGGAAUACUUUCCAGUGCUUCCCAUGCCAUUUCUACUGGAAGCAUUUUUACAAUCUUCUUCCAUCCUUGGACAAGUCCUGCUGAAUUUAUCAUUCCAUUUGAUCAAUACAUGAAGUCAGCUGAAAUUGAGUACUCCAUUGGGACAAGAUUCAUCAUGCAGUUUGAAGGAGAGGAAUGCACAGAACAGAGUACCUUUAGGAUCGAAAGAUGUGAGGGCACUGUAGUUGGUGCUGAAGAUGUUGAUCAUAUUCGGUGGCCCAACUCAGAAUGGAGGAUUCUCAAGGUAAAAUGGGAUGCUGUUUCAGAUGCAUUCGUGCAUCCAGAACGUGUUUCUCCCUGGAACAUUGAGCCUAUAGAACCUAUAAGAAAGAAGCAUGCUUCUCUUGUACAUCAAGGAAAGAAGGCAUGUAUAGCAGACACAUCACUGCCUAGGUUUCUUAUCUCUGUCAAGGAUGGCUUAUUGCAUAGUUCAGUUGAGUAUGCAAAUCGAAGCCACUUAAAGGUCUUCCAAGGUCAAGUAGAUAGGGAUACGGGUGCUAAUAAAUUUGGUGCAUUUAAACCGCCUACAAUAGCACAUUUGCUUUCCCCUCCAAAUCCUGAAUGGAACUUCUCACCAAUCGGAAAAGAUAAUCAGGAGCUGUUUUGGAUGCAUGGCCCCGUUUAUCCGUGUCCCAGCAGUACAGUAUCAUUUCCUGGUGGAAACAUAGCAAGGCUGGGUAAUCCUAAUAGCUGGUGCUCCACACCUAGCUCUUAUGGAGUCCAUGAUAAUGCUGUUGGAAGCAGAAGCUUGUCAGUUCCAUUUGUGUCUCACAAUUCUGGGUCUCAGAAGUGGAGAGGUUUUGAACUGAAGCAUGCAAACGAAGUUCCACUUGCUGCCCCGCACAGUGGUGGCAGCAGUUAUAUGCUUUUCGGUGUCAAUUUAGAAAAUAAUCCACCGGAGCUCCCUUCACCACAAGUUGCCACUUCUGUUGUUCUUGAAAAUCACAAUUAUGUUCCCCUAACAUCUCAGUCGAGUGUUUCAGAGCCAUCAAAGAGUACGUCAGGUGUUAAUUCUGAUAAACAAUGCAGGAACUGUUCCUCGGCUGCUAUUCCUAGUUGCACAAAGGUGCUCAAAUAUGGAACUGUACUAGGAAGAUCAGUUGAUCUCACACAAUUCGAUGGGUACAGUGAACUUAUUUGUGAGCUUGACCUGAUGUUUGACUUCCAAGGAAGUUUGAUCGAUGGGACCAGCGGGUGGUGUGUAGCGUACUCGGACAAUGAAGGGGACAUGAUACAGAUUGCAGAUUGCCCAUGGCAGGAAUUCCUAUCAGCGGUCCAUAGGAUUUUCAUCUGUCCCAAGGAAGAAACUGGCAAGCUGAAUCCAGUCUCACCUAAUCCAUCACCUUCAGAGUAACUAUUGUUCACUAGGUCACUCCGUGCCUUGUGUUCAUGGGCUUACAUUCAUAGAUGUGUGUUUGCACUUAUUCUAAGGCAAUUAAAUAUAUGUGGCAUUAUUUUGAUCCAAGUAAAAUCCGAACGCAGUGCUUAUGCUCAGAACAUUUUUUUUAAAAUAAUACUUGGAAAAGGCUAACCCAGACUAGUGUGGGAUUAACAAGUCUUUGUUGUUGCUCUUGGAAAUAGUGUUGAUACAGGCAGACAGCACUAUGUUUAUUACGAGGAUGUUAUGCACUGAUGCAUCAUUAUAUGUGAGUGCACAGGGUUUAUAUAUCCAGUGAAGGAUUAGGUGUUUGUAGGUGCCUUGUUUGAGGGAAUUCUAACACUAUAUUUUGCAGGGAUCCCUUUUGAAUGUAUUGAGCUGUUUCAUUUUCA
Populus nigra (black poplar) is the source of this 3298-nucleotide messenger RNA. Its product is annotated as auxin response factor 23-like. NCBI's taxonomy places the organism in Eukaryota, Viridiplantae, Streptophyta, Magnoliopsida, Malpighiales, Salicaceae. Gene Ontology annotation, cellular component: nucleus. The transcript has 14 exons. The record is from RefSeq and is a predicted model, not a curated record. The coding region runs from base 657 to 2882 and encodes 741 amino acids. Gene Ontology annotation, molecular function: DNA binding; protein binding. Gene Ontology annotation, biological process: regulation of DNA-templated transcription; response to hormone.